Trypanosoma grayi is the source of this 1401-nucleotide messenger RNA. RefSeq names its product mitochondrial processing peptidase alpha subunit. Lineage: Eukaryota; Euglenozoa; Kinetoplastea; Trypanosomatida; Trypanosomatidae. The record is from RefSeq and is a predicted model, not a curated record. Gene Ontology annotation, molecular function: metal ion binding. Gene Ontology annotation, cellular component: mitochondrion. Bases 1 to 1401 code for a protein of 466 amino acids. The transcript has a single exon.
AUGUUUCGUCGUACGCAGCAGCGCGCCAUCUCGCAGUAUAACUUUGGUCAGCCGUCGCUGGCGCAUGCCUUCGGCCCCAUUCCGCGCGAGCGCCAGGCCGUGAAGGCGGGGCAGGUAAUAUCCACAAAGCUCCCCAACGGCGUCCGCGUAGUCUCUCACGACCUCGACGGCGCCCACAGUGUUGUCGGCGUCUACGUGGACGCGGGCCCGAAGUACGACCCGCUCGCGUGUCCGGGACUGAGCCACGUUAUGCGUUACGCCAUCCAGACCUCCAACAUGGACAACUCCCUCUUUCAGCUGGACCGUGCUAUGCGGUCGACCGGCAACGCGUACGGGCACGGCGAGAUCUGCAAGCGCUACCUCACAUGGAAGGCGGAGGGGCGCCGCGACAUGUGGGAGGGCCCCUUUGCGAUGAUCGCCACCGGUGUUGUUGCGCCGCGCUUCCAUGAGAGCGAUGUGGAGCGGUUUCGCGACACGAUGGACAACCAGUACGAGGAGCUGCGGUGGCAGCAUCCGCGCGAGUACUGCAUCGAUGCGCUCGAGACGGUGGCGUUCUUCAAAGAACCCCUCGGCUCCCCGCGCAUGGUGCCGCCCGAGGCAAAUGACCGCUGCAAUCAGAAGGCUCUCGUCGAACACUGGGCGGCGCACUUCCACCCCGGCAAUGUUACGGUGGCGGCGGUGAACGUCCCGCACGAGGCGCUGAUUGCGGCGUACGAGUCGCUGCCGUACCCGCACUCAGGCGAGGCGCCACACCACGCCAAGUCGCGCCCGCCCGCCUUUUCACACGGGAGCGAAGCGGCGCAGUUCUACCCCGGUCGCCAGGAGGUGGCGUACGAGGAACGCGCCAAGGCCAUGGGCACCAGCCCGGACAUGGACGAAGAGAUCGUCGCUGCUGUUGGGGUUCCGACACACGGCCGCGACGAGGACGUGCACAAGUACGCAGCGUCGCUUGUGGCGCGUGAGGUCUACCAGGCCUCCGUGGACCGCCUCACGCCGCCCGCUCUGGAGCCGCUGCAUGGCGUGCGCACGUUCUACCGCCCGUAUGCGUCGGCCGGGCUCAUCGGUGUUACAAUCCGCGGCGCACCAAAGGAGAUUGCGGGUCUCCUAGAUGCUGCGACGAAGUGCUACCCGACGACGGUGUCGGAGGACGCUGCGGCGGCAGGGCGAGCACGUGCUGCCAUGGACUUCAGACGCAACCAUUUAGAAAUGGUGCGUGACUACUGUGACUUCCUCGCCACCUCAAACGCCACCCCGGCGCAGCUGAUGGAAGCCAUCGAGAAGGUCACNGCGAGCAAGGUGGAGGAGGUUUUGAAUGCGGCGGGUGGGGUGCAGCCGGCAGUGUAUGUCACCGGCGCUACCCACACCUUCCCAAAACUGGCCAGUCUCAAGAAGGUGAAGUAA